CAGAAACGACAGGUAGUUCACCGUUCGGCCUCGGUUCUUCAUCAUUAGAGAGAGAGAUAUACGUGUUUUCAAUUUUUGCAGAAUACUUGAGGUCCUUUUCUUUUGGAGGAUUUUACUGGCUGUUCUGAGACUUGUUAAUGGCUCGCUCAGUGCCGGGAUUAGGUGAAACCCCCGGCGGACAUUCCCAGGUUUUCCCUCUCGACCCCGAUUGCAUCAACCAGCGAGUCGACGAGGUUCUUAAUUGGGUUGAUUCGCUUGAGCAUAAGCUGAAGCAAGUAGAGGACUUUUACUCGAGCAUUGCCGUCGCAAACUCUGGCUCUAGGCAUGUUGUUGGUGGGGUUAGGAAAGUUCAACAAGAGGCGGCUCGUAGGGAAGCUGUUGCUGCAAAAAGAAUGCAUGACCUCAUGCGUCAAUUCGGAACAAUCUUCCGUCAGAUAACUCAGCAUAAGUGCGCAUGGCCUUUUUUGCAUCCUGUCAAUGUAGAAGGUCUUGGUUUGCAUGACUACUAUGAGGUUAUUGACAAGCCCAUGGACUUCAGUACGAUAAAGAAUCAAAUGGAGGCUAAGGAUGGUACCGGGUACAAACAUGUUAUGCAAGUAUAUGCUGAUAUGCGGCUUGUGUUUGAGAACGCAAUGAAGUAUAAUGAAGAAUCAAGUGACGUUUACUCUAUGGCGAAAACAUUGCUGGGAAAGUUUGAGGAGAAAUGGGCACACUUUCUUCCAAAAGUUCAAGAAGAGGAGAAAAUACGGGAGGAAGAGGAGAAGCAAGCCGCAAUGGAUGCGCUGCUAGCAAAAGAAGCAUCUCAUACCAAAACAACUAGAGAAUUGAGCAAUGAGAUUUACAAUGCUAAUGACGAGCUGGAGAAACUAAGGAAUAUAGUUGUGGAAAGAUGCAGGAAAAUCACAACUGAGGAGAAGCGUAAUAUUGGUUUGGCGUUCUUGAAAUUGUCUCCAGAUGAGCUACAGAAAGUGUUGGGUAUAGUUGCUCAGGCUAACCCGAGCUUCCAUACUAGAGGAGAGGAAGUGGAUAUUGAAAUGGACUUACUGGACGAACCAACACUGUGGAGGCUAAAGUUUUUUGUGAAGGAUGCGUUGGAGAUUUCAACGAAGAAGAAGAAGGAAGAAGAGACAAGAAAGGAUGAAGAUCGGAGAGAGACACAACACAAAGAGGUUUCUAACAAACGAAAUGCGACUAACAAGUUAGCAGAGAGAAGAACGAAGCGGUCACGCGUGUGAUUUCACAGUUGUUGCUUUUGAGUACACACGAAUCUCAAGAGGAAAACGUCUUUCUCUUUGUAGAAAAUAGUUUUGUGGUCGUUGUGUAUAUCAGAUACCAUACACUAGCUUUGUAUAAUAGAAAAAAUGCAAUCUUUAAAAAGCUUUUGCUUUUGUGAUAUUAGAUAUGGAUAUAAAGAGAGAGAGAGAGGGAGAGACAGAGAUUAAUAAAUUUAGCAAUAAUCAGGGUUAGUGUGUAUAUAAACGUGCUUGUAUUCAUGUGUUUACAUCGUCUCUCUUCUCUCUCGGUUUCUGCAUGAAAAUGGAAGAAUAUACGGCGAAGAAGGAUGGGACUCCAGCUUUGGAAAUUGGUUUAGCAGAUAGAUCGAUUUGGAUACUGAAAUGCCCUUCUCUCGUCGCUUCUUCUCUCCAAUAUUUUCCUUUUCCUGACGAAUCGUACCGUCCUGUCGCCAAAGUCGCCCUCGCCAUCGAUCCUCUUGCCACCGAGGACGAAGAAACCAAAUUCGUAAUGGAGUUAGCUCGAGCUGAAUCUGGAAACAUUCCAAAACGUUAUGCCUUGGAUAUGUCUAAGGAUUUCAUUCCUAUGUGUGCUUUCUCUGAUACUUCAGACGGUAAUGAGAUUUCUCCUGUCCCAUAUGCUUCAGUAGCAACUGUUGGCUCUUUUGGACGAAGAACGACAGCAGAAGGGAAGAUUAAGAACAAAUUUGACAUGAGGCCUCAUAACGAGAGCAUCGAGAGCUAUGGACAGCUGUGCCGCGAAAGGGCAAGCAAGUAUAUGUGCAAAAAUAGACAGAUCCAGGUCAUCGGUAAUGCCAGUGGAAUGCAUCUGAGACCGAUGCAGCCAAUGAUUAUCCCCACCGCGAAUCCUGACAAGAAGAAAUUGACAAACAAGACAUCGGAUAUGAAGAGAACAAGAAGGGACCGGAGAGAGAUGGAGGAGGUCAUGUUUAAUCUCUUUGAAAGACAAUCUAAUUGGACUCUGAGGCUGCUUAUUCAAGAAACCGACCAACCAGAGCAAUUCCUGAAAGACUUGCUGAGAGAUCUUUGCAUCUACAACAACAAAGGAAGCAACCAAGGAACUUAUGAGCUUAAGCCUGAGUACAAGAAAGCCACACAGGAAUAGAAUCAACUCUCUCUCAAUGUCUUUUGGUCAAAAGGUUUUUUUUUUGUUCCAAAUUUUGGAAAGUAACUUAAUAAGUUUGAUUUCUACUUAAUAAGUUACUUCAAAUUGUAACUGCUGUUUAUGACUUUAAUAACAAAGAAAGGUUCGUUAGAUACUA
Messenger RNA from Thlaspi arvense, 2515 nucleotides. NCBI's taxonomy places the organism in Eukaryota, Viridiplantae, Streptophyta, Magnoliopsida, Brassicales, Brassicaceae. The record is from the annotation of a GenBank genome assembly.